CGGUCCGCAGUGCUGCUGGCUCCGGGGAUGGACGCCCCCGCCGCCCCGGCCCCCGCCGCCUCGGGCCCGGGCAGGAAGGAGCUGAAGAUAGUGAUCGUGGGGGACGGUGGCUGCGGCAAGACGUCGCUCCUCAUGGUGUUCAGCCAGGGCGCCUUUCCCGAGCACUACGCGCCCUCGGUGUUUGAGAAGUACUCGGCCAGCGUGACGGUGGGCAGCAAGGAGGUGACCCUGAACCUCUAUGACACGGCCGCACUUGGUGGUGAUCAGCCCAGCUCGGAGCAUGUGGGCGGCCCCACCCCAGGCCAUCGGGGGCUCUGGGUCACAGGGACCUGUCUCUGACACAGGGCAGGAGGACUACGACCGGCUUCGGCCACUCUCCUACCAGAACACCCACCUCGUGCUCAUAUGCUAUGACGUCAUGAACCCCAUCAGCUAUGACAACGUCCUCAUCAAGUGGUUCCCAGAGGUCACGCAUUUCUGCCGUGGGACCCCCAUGGUGCUCAUUGGCUGCAAGACCGACCUUCGGAAGGACAAGGAGCAGCUGCGGAAGCUUCGGGCAGCCCAGCUGGAGCCCAUCACCUACAAUCAGGGCCUGAGCGCCUGCCAGCAGAUCCGCGCCGCACUCUACCUCGAGUGCUCGGCCAAGUUCCGCGAGAACGUGGAGGACGUGUUCCGGGAGGCCGCCAAGGUGGCGCUCAGCGCGCUAAAGAAGGCGCAGCGGCAGAAACAGCGCCGCCUCUGCGUGCUGCUGUGACCACUCGGGCGGCCCUGGGCUGAGGGCGUGACCCGCCCAGGACUGGACGUCCUCAGACUCACCUGUGGGCCCGCGCUUCACGGGAUGGCCGGGAGGGUCCCUGUACGGGCCAGCCCUUGUCCCCAAGACCCCGCCCUCCGCAUGUGUCCCCUGUGCACACCCAACUCGUGCGUGGAACUUGGAAGACACCAGGUACCUGGGUAAACGUGGGCUUGGCUCCGCACAGGCACCCGAGCCCACUGCUCCCCGGUGCCCGCCUCCCUGGGCUCCCGAGAUAGGCAGACUGCAUCCUCCUGCCUCUUCCUCCUUCCCCCGGGGAGCUCAGGAAGGGCCUAUCGGGACAACACAGGCAGCAGCCCCGGAUGUGCGGCUGGCACCAGUCAACCCCUCCUCCUCCAUCCCACACAGAGGGCCUCAGCAGAGCCACUGUCUGUUCAGAGCUGGGUACAUGUGCUCGGGGCAAAAAACAACCUGGAAACGUCGAGUGUUCCCUGGGCCACUCGUUGGACCCUGCUCCAGGUCUCCACCCCCGACAGCGCCCUGUUGGGGACAGGAUGAGAGUCUCGCCUCACAGAGCUGACAGUGUCCUGUUCAAGCCAGGGUCAGGCCAUUUACACAGUCAAGCGCCCGCGCAUGUGCACUUCUAGCUGUGAGCUAACAACCGAUGCCAGCAGACCCGCCCACGCGGGACGGCUUACGGAGCGCUGCGGUCCUGACAGCCACAUUCUGGAGCCGCCCCCAAUCUCCUUGCCGAAGGUCUAGGAUCGGGACCUGAAGAAAAAACCACGGGCUUGGCCGGUGCCUCUCCAGGACCUCCUGCCUCAGCCUCCCUCUGCUGGCCAGACCAAGUCAGGCUGCUGGGGAAGACGACUUCUGAAGCCCCACCCCUGGGGAGGGAACCAAAUGAUCUGUGGAGCAGAAACCAGCAGACUACAGCCUGUAGGCCACACCUGGCCACUACCUACUUUUGUAAAUAAAGUUUUAUUGGCACGUGGCCACACCCA
Heterocephalus glaber (naked mole-rat) is the source of this 1758-nucleotide messenger RNA. It is a transcript of the gene Rhof, whose product is annotated as ras homolog family member F, filopodia associated. NCBI's taxonomy places the organism in Eukaryota, Metazoa, Chordata, Mammalia, Rodentia, Bathyergidae. Gene Ontology annotation, biological process: small GTPase-mediated signal transduction. Gene Ontology annotation, molecular function: GTPase activity; GTP binding. The record is from RefSeq and is a predicted model, not a curated record.